CUGAGCCGUUACUGUACCACACUUUACUAAAAUUCACUCCAGACUAAACGCUUCACCAUUUGCCGUCCAAAACCCUAAUGUUAAUCCCUUGUCCCCAUUUCUGUCAAUUCGGGUUUAAAGAGCAACAUUACAGGAUAAUUGAAGCUCGCAGAAUGCGAAAAGAAGUUACGUUGAUUAAAGAAUCAACUGAAUUUUGAUGUAACAAUGAUUGAGUUUUUUUUUUUUUUAAAUUAAUUUGUUGGGAUGAACUCUAUUUUGCUACCUAAACAUGUAGCUGCUGUACUAAAGUACCAAAAGGACCCACUCAAAGCACUUUCAAUUUUCAAUUCUGUGAAAAAAGAAGAUGGGUUCAAGCACACAUUUUUAACGUACAAGCGUAUGAUUGAGAAACUUGGGUUUCAUGGUGAAUUCGAUGCAAUGGAGCGUGUCCUCAUGGAGAUGAGGCUGAAUGUAGAUAAUAGUCUGUUGGAAGGAGUGUAUGUUUCAGCCAUGAGAAAUUAUGGAAGGAAAGGGAAAGUUCAAGAAGCUGUUGAUGUGUUUGAAAGGAUGGAUUUUUAUAAUUGUGAGCCAUCGAUUUUUUCUUAUAAUGCAAUUAUGAAUAUAUUGGUCGAGUAUGGAUAUUUUAAUCAAGCUCAUAAAGUGUAUUUAAGAAUGAAACAUGAAGGAAUUGCUCCUGAUGUUUGUACAUUUACAAUUAGGAUAAAGUCAUUUUGUAGGACAAAAAGGCCUCUUGCAGCUUUAAGGCUUCUUAAUAACAUGCCUUCCCAGGGAUGCGAGCUCAACGCGGUUGUGUAUUGUACUGUGAUUAGUGGAUUUUAUGAAGAGAAUUAUCAAGUUGAGGCUUAUGAAUUGUUUAAUAAGAUGCUUCGUCUGGGUAUAUUUCCUCAUAUUGCUACUUUUAAUAAGCUUAUGCAUAUUCUUUGUAAGAAGGGGCAUCUCCAAGAAGGUGAAAAACUGCUCAACAAGGUGCUGAAGAAUGGAGUAUGUCCAAAUUUAUUUACCUUUAAUAUCUUCAUCCAAGGGCUUUGCAGAAAAGGUGUGCUUGAAGGCGCUGUAAGUUUGUUGGACAGUGUCACUAGAGAAGGCCUAGCUCCUGAUGUUGUCACAUUUAAUACAUUAAUAUCUGGAUUGUGCAAGAACUCUAAGGUUGUAGAAGCGGAGAAUUACCUGCAUAAAAUGGUGAAUAAAGGAUUAGAGCCUGAUGACUUCACAUACAACACUAUAAUUUAUGGAUAUAGUAAAGUGGGUAAGAUACAGGAUGCUUCUAGGAUUCUGAAAGAUGCAAAAUUCAAAGGAUUUGUCCCUGAUGAGUUCACAUAUUGCUCGCUAAUUAUUGGGGUAUGCCAGGAUGGUGACAUAGAUCAUGCCCUGGCUCUUUUUGAGGAGGCAUUGGGGAAAGGAUUAAAGCCUAGCAUUGUUCUAUAUAACACACUUAUUAAAGGGUUGUCUCAGCAGGGACUUGUUUUGAAAGCAUUGCAGCUGAUGAAUGAUAUGUCAAAAGAAGGUAUGAGCCCUGAUAUAUGGACUUAUAAUUUAGUUAUAAAUGGUUUGUGCAAGAUGGGUUGUGUCUCUGAUGCCAACAAUUUACUGAAUGCUGCUAUUGCCAAAGGAUAUCUUCCAGACAUUUUUACAUUCAAUACAUUAAUUGAUGGUUACUGUAAACGAUUGAAAAUGGAUAAUGCAAUUGGGAUUCUAGAUAGCAUGUGGAGCCACGGAGUCACUCCUGAUGUAAUCACAUAUAACUCUAUAUUGAAUGGUUUGUGCAAGGCUGCAAAACCUGAAGAUGUUAUGGAAACCUUCAAAAUGAUAAUGGAGAAAGGGUGUUUACCUAACAUAAUUACGUAUAAUAUACUUAUAGAGAGCCUAUGUAAAGCUCGGAAGGUGACUGAGGCUCUAGACUUGCUGGAAGAAAUAAGAAACAGGGGACUGAUUCCAGAUCCUGUUAGUUUUGGCACAGUGAUAAGUGGUUUUUGCAAUAAUGGGGAUUUGGAUGAAGCCUACCAGCUAUUUAGAAGAAUGGAACAACAAUAUAGGAUUUGUCACACAGUAGCUACCUACAAUAUCAUGAUCAAUGCUUUCUCUGAAAAGCUAGACAUGGAUAUGGCACAGAAACUUUUUCAUGAGAUGGGAGAUAAAGGCUGUGACCCAGACAGUUACACAUACCGUGUCAUGAUUGAUGGCUUCUGUAAAAUGGGAAAUGUUAAUUCUGGAUAUGAUUUUCUUCUGAAAGAGAUUGAGAUAGGAUUUGUUCCUUCCUUGACAACAUUUGGGCGGGUAAUUAACUGUCUUUGCGUGCAGCAUAGAGUUCACGAAGCAGUUGGUAUUGUCCAUCUUAUGGUGCGCACUGGUGUUGUUCCUGAGGCUGUGGUUACAAUCUUUGAUGCUGAUAAAAAGGCGGUUGCAGCACCAAAGAUAAUUGUAGAAGACUUGUUGAAGAAAAGCCAUAUAACAUAUUAUGCAUACGAACUUCUUUAUGAUGGAAUUAGAAAUAAAAAGCUGCAAAAGAAUAAAGCUUCCAAGGAGGUGUUAACAUGACUCAUGAAAGAGUGGAUAUCACAUUCUUGAUUUCAGAGUUGGAAUUUUAUACAUUUGAUUUUGAUGAAAGUCAAACAAGCAACCCAACUGACAUAUUUCAAGUACAAAGUACUUAGCAGCUUCAAUGGAAGUUAAUUAUUUUCCGCAGAAAACGAUGUUAGUGCCGUCUCACUUUUCCUUUUUGUGAAUAUCUAUUAUGUUAUGUUGUAUAUUUUUGUUUUGUCUAUAUAGUUUUUCCAGAUGUUGCAGGAUGAAUAUGGGGAUAAUUAAACACAGCCUAUGGAAUGUCUAGUCCUUCAUAAGUGGCAUGAUACAGGUGACUGCAAGAACUGUUGUCACCUGGUGGACCAUGAAGAUGCUCUUCACUCAAGCCUCAGAAACUAUUUGCAGAAUUAAAUGUCCUAAAUUGUGAUUCAGUCAUGUUUAGGUAAGGAAGAAAGUUUCAUAGAGGGUUUCUCUGUACUCGUGAUAGAUCCUCUCUGUAAUUCAGAUGCAGUUAGGCAUGCUAUUGAAAAUAGUGGCCUUAUGGUGCUUGUGUUAUUCAAUCGAAUGUAGGAACAUAGACUAGGAGUUAAUCAUCACUAAAUUUGAAUUUUUGAUUAUGCGUUCAUAAAAAGCUUUGAUCGGCCCAUACAUGCAGGAACACACGGAUACGUUUAGAGACGCAGAUGAUUCCUAUGUCAAGUAUGGUCGAUGAUUUAUAUGUUGACAUUUUAUGAACUUUGUAUUUGUUAUCAGGAGGUAGAUAAUCUCAAAUGUGAUUGAAGGCAAAGGAGUACUUGCAGGUGUCACAAGCAAAACAAUAUUUUCAAUUUCAGAAGUGUCAUCACCUUUAAUGGCCAUCAUUUUUGGUUUAUUGGCUGGUAAAUGUGGAGAGAGAGAGAGAGAGAGAGAGAGAGAGAGAGAACCAAGGAGCUUUGAUGUGGUAAAAAUGUUUUCCCAGAUCAAUUGCAGGUGGGGGCAAGAAGGCUUUUCCACUUUUAGGCAAUCCAUGGUUUUUAGAACAGAUGCAAGCAUUUUUGCCUGUGCAGUGUGCAAUAAGGCACUGUUAAUGCUGUAAUUUCAAUAUUAUGAAAGUUUCACGCA
This is a messenger RNA of Ricinus communis (castor bean), 3621 nucleotides long. Its product is annotated as putative pentatricopeptide repeat-containing protein At1g74580. Lineage: Eukaryota; Viridiplantae; Streptophyta; Magnoliopsida; Malpighiales; Euphorbiaceae. The coding region runs from base 244 to 2535 and encodes 763 amino acids. Gene Ontology annotation, molecular function: protein binding. The record is from RefSeq and is a predicted model, not a curated record. The transcript has 2 exons.